GUCGACGACACAAAUCCUACACCAUGGCCGACUCACAAGUUACUCUGCGUACGCGCAAGUUCAUCCGCAACCCUCUCCUCGGCCGUCGCCAGAUGGUUCUUGAUGUCCUCCACCCCAACCGCGCCAACGUCUCCAAGGACGAGCUCCGCACCAAGCUCGGUGAGCUCUACAAGGCCAAGAAGGAGGAUGUCUCCGUCUUCGGUUUCAGGACACAAUUCGGUGGUGGCAAGAGCACCGGCUUUGCCCUCAUCUACGACUCCCCCGAGGCGAUGAAGAAGUUCGAACCCCACUACAGGCUCGUCCGAUACGGCAUGGCCUCCAAGAUCGAGAAGGCCAGCAGGCAGCAGCGCAAGCAGCGCAAGAACAGGGCGAAGGAGAUGCGGGGUACGGCCAAGACCAAGGGCGCAAAGAAGGAGAAGAAAUAGACGGUUUCCCAUUGAGGGUGGUCCUCUCGCCGAACUGUUUCUUCUGGUAUUAUGGAGGAACGACGUUCAGGGUAGUGACAUGGGAGUUGCCGUGGGCCAUGUGUACAGCUACAACCAAUUUUAUGAACGCCUGGGAAAAAAAACUUCUUGCGUGUAGGACAGCAAGAUGGGGUGGCGUUCUGAGAUCUCAUUUCGUCUGCUAACCAUCAAUGC
This is a messenger RNA of Aaosphaeria arxii CBS 175.79, 638 nucleotides long. RefSeq lists its product as uncharacterized. Gene Ontology annotation, cellular component: ribosome. Bases 24 to 425 code for a protein of 133 amino acids. Lineage: Eukaryota; Fungi; Ascomycota; Dothideomycetes; Pleosporales. Gene Ontology annotation, molecular function: structural constituent of ribosome. The transcript has 3 exons. Gene Ontology annotation, biological process: translation. The record is from RefSeq and is a predicted model, not a curated record.